Messenger RNA from Sitodiplosis mosellana (orange wheat blossom midge), 1767 nucleotides. RefSeq names its product acyl-CoA Delta-9 desaturase-like. Lineage: Eukaryota; Metazoa; Arthropoda; Insecta; Diptera; Cecidomyiidae. Gene Ontology annotation, cellular component: endoplasmic reticulum membrane. Gene Ontology annotation, molecular function: iron ion binding; stearoyl-CoA 9-desaturase activity. The record is from RefSeq and is a predicted model, not a curated record. The transcript has 6 exons. Gene Ontology annotation, biological process: unsaturated fatty acid biosynthetic process. Bases 275 to 1354 code for a protein of 359 amino acids.
GUAUGGCUAUUUUUCCUAAUCAUAAAUUCAUUUGAAGUAAUCAUUCAUAAAUCAUUUGUGAUUUGGCAAAUUUCAACGUGAUUAAUUUAUUGAACUGUACAUUUAAAAAAGAACGCAAACCAUAAAAUUGCUGAAGGAAAAAGAAACGAAAAACAACUAAAUAAAUAGCCGGCUGUUAAACGGCGUUUUAACAAUGUCGACAAUCAUAUGCGGCUAAUAAGACUCAAACACGGAUUAUUUUGAAAACAAGUAAAAUUAUUAUAAAUCGAUCAAAAUGCCACCAAAUGCAACAUCAAAUGUUAUGGUCGAAUGCACCGGCGUUCUGAAUGAAUGCGAUGCUGAGACUAUCGACGGAGGAUUAGAUAAAAACAUUGUUGAAUUGAAACAUGCAAACGAUCGCAAACUGAAAUUGGUAUGGAAGAAUAUCCUUAUCUUUGGAUAUGUGCAUCUUGCCGCGCUUUAUGGAGCAUGGCUUAUGUUGUCAUCGGCUAGGAUCUACACAGCAAUUUUCGCAUUUGUAUUAUACAUUGCAUCUGGUCUUGGAAUCACCGGCGGCGCACAUCGUCUUUGGGCCCAUCGUUCGUAUAAAGCGAAACUUCCAUUGAGAAUACUGUUGACGAUAUUUAACACAAUGGCGUUUCAAGAUUGUGCCAUUCACUGGGCUCGUGAUCAUCGUGUCCAUCACAAAUACUCUGAAACCGAUGCUGAUCCACAUAAUGCAACUCGUGGCUUCUUUUUCGCCCAUGUUGGAUGGUUGCUGUGCAGAAAGCACCCAGAAGUGAUUGCAAAAGGCAAAGGUAUCGACUUGUCCGACCUUGAAAAUGACCCAGUAUUGGCCUUCCAAAAAAAAUACUACUUGAUUUUGAUGCCACUCACUUGCUUCAUUUUGCCAACAUUGAUCCCUGUAUACUUCUGGGGUGAAACACUAGAAAAUGCUUGGUUUGUUGCCACCAUGUUCCGUUGGACUUUCGUUUUGAACGUGACCUGGCUUGUAAACAGCGCCGCUCACAUCUACGGUGACCAUCCAUAUGAUAAAUACAUCAACCCGUCCGAAAACAAGUCGGUUGCCGUGUUUGCAUUUGGUGAAGGUUGGCAUAAUUAUCAUCACGUAUUUCCAUGGGAUUACAAAACCGCCGAACUUGGAAACUAUCGUGCAAACUUUACCACACUCUUCAUUGACACCAUGGCAAAGAUUGGAUGGGCCUAUGACUUGAAAACCGUUGCUCCGGAAACAAUAAAAAAACGCGUCGAACGAACUGGCGAUGGAACACAUCACACAUGGGGCUGGGGUGAUAAAGAUCAAACACCCCUAGAACGUGAUGAAGCCCUGAUCACACAUCAAAAAGACAAUUAAAUGCCUCAAAUUACACACUAUUAUAUCAUAUCCAUUUCUACUGUUUUUCGGCUAGGUUUAAAUUUACAAACAGAAAAAAGUGUGUUUUUUUCUUCAAAUCCUUUUAUAACGAUGAUUCGAUCGUUUGCUCGAUCUUAUUUCCAUUUUUGAACACUUUUCUUGCGUGUAUAUUUCCAAGAUCUUAAUUAAUUUAUUUAAUUGCAACUUUUUUCAUUUCUGGACUGUAGCUAUACUAUUUUAAGUUAGAGAAAUGUAUCAAGAAUAAACGAAACAAAAAAUGAAAAAAAUGAACAAAAAAAUUGAAAUGCAGGGUUCAAAAUGUUAAACUGCAAUGAUUCAAUUCACAUUUACCAAGCUUGCUUUUUGGUAUAUAAUAAUAUAAAACAAAUAAACGAUACAUUUGUAGUAAUCAA